CUCCCCUCGGUCACGUGACCCUACAUGUCCUUGGUCUCUGACAUGUGAGCGACAGAAAACAUGUCUUUCCCCAAAAAACCUGGCAGUAAAGCGUUAGAAGUGUUGCAGAGUCUCCCCCGGGUAACUUUGGCGAAUCUGCGGCCUGAACCAGGAGCCAGAAAGGAGGACACAAGGAGGGGCAGAGGACAGCAUGGAGGGAACAGGAGCGGUAGAGGGCACAAAGGAGAGCGGCAGAGAGGCACCCGGCCUCGGCUGGGAUUUGAAGGGGGUCAGACCCCGUUUUAUCUCGCGAUACCUAAAUAUGGCUACAAUGAAGGACACAGUCGGCGGCCACAGUACCAGCCUCUGUCACUGAAACGACUGCAGUACCUGAUUGAUCUGGGACGAGUGGACCCAACCCAGCCCAUAGACCUGACCCAGCUGGUGAAUGCCAGAGGAGUCACAAUCCAGCCUCUGAAGAGGGACUAUGGAGUCCAGCUCGUUGAUGAGGGUUCCGACAUUUUUGCUGCAAAAAUCAACAUUGAGGUUCAGAGGGCUUCUGAAGGAGCUGUAGCUGCCAUUGAGAGGAACGGAGGGGUCAUCACUACCAGCUUCUACGACCCUAUAAGUCUCGGGAUUGUCAUCAAGCCCGUCCCAUUCUUCUUACGUGGGCAGCCCAUUCCAAAGCGCAUGCUACCAGGGGAGGAUAUGGUCCGGUAUUACACAGAUGCUGAGAACAGGGGUUACUUGGCAGACCCAGAGAAAAUCCAGCAGGCCCGGCUAGCCCUGGCACAGAAGUACGGGUAUAUUUUGCCAGACAUUUCAAAGGAUGAACUGUAUCGCAUGCUCUCCAUGAGGAAGGAUGUUCGACAGAUCUUCUUUGGCCUCGCUCCAGGCUGGGUCGUUAGCAUGCCGGAGAAGAAGAUCCUGAAACCAACUGAUGAGAAACUCCUGAAAUAUUACAGCUCGUAGGUGUGAGGAGGUGUAUAAUAAAUGUUUAUGUACAGUAUCUCAUGGCCAAAAUCUGAAAAAUACUGAUUUUGGGAUGUUGAAAGUCUUUGACAUGUUUCCUUUAUAUAUUAAAACUUGGAAAAGACUGUUUAAGAAUGAAGUGUUGUCAAUAAACUUUAUCUU
Anoplopoma fimbria (sablefish) is the source of this 1113-nucleotide messenger RNA. It is a transcript of the gene mrpl15, whose product is annotated as mitochondrial ribosomal protein L15. The record is from RefSeq and is a predicted model, not a curated record. NCBI's taxonomy places the organism in Eukaryota, Metazoa, Chordata, Actinopteri, Perciformes, Anoplopomatidae. Gene Ontology annotation, biological process: translation. Gene Ontology annotation, molecular function: structural constituent of ribosome. The transcript is spliced from 5 exons. Bases 61 to 951 code for a protein of 296 amino acids. Gene Ontology annotation, cellular component: mitochondrial large ribosomal subunit.